Perkinsus marinus ATCC 50983 is the source of this 777-nucleotide messenger RNA. RefSeq lists its product as hypothetical. The record is from RefSeq and is a predicted model, not a curated record. NCBI's taxonomy places the organism in Eukaryota, Perkinsozoa, Perkinsida, Perkinsidae. The coding region runs from base 1 to 777 and encodes 258 amino acids. The transcript has 8 exons.
AUGCAUGGUCAGAGCACAGUGCGCACACUACAGCGAGAUGCCGACCAAGAGAGGCACACUUCAGAGCUUCGGCCGGGGAUAGCUGGCUUGCGGGCUGCCAUCCCUCCCUUGCCGAGUGCAUCAGUACUCCAUCCAGCAGAUAGAGAUCAAGCUGUGGAGAUGCUGAGUAGAACAACUAAGGAGCUCGAGAAAGUAACAGACGAGCGAGAUCUGGCUCUAUCAGAGGCUCGAAUGUUGAAGCUGGAACUGGACAAGCGCGAACAGAAGAUACACUCUCUCACUGAACGAUGCGGAGAUCUUCAGCACGACGACGCUGAGGAAGAGGUCUUACCCUCUCUAUCAAGCUCGCUGACGACUACACCAAGGAACGGCGAUAACGAAGAAGAGGAUGAUGACCGAGGAACUCUCGAGAGGCUCAUAGAUGCACUCACUGGUCGAGGAGAGGACGAGACCGAGACAGAACAUGUGCUGCAUUCUCUGGAGCAUGUCGUUGAACGGCUGAGCCAAAGGUGCCGAGUACUCGAGGCUGCUGUAGUUGAUGCCAAACAAGAGCUCAAGUGGUGGCGAACUGGUGGUGGUACCGCCACUUUCAAUGAAGCCUAUGCGAAGGUGAUGGCUGAAAAUGAGCGUCAUCUGCGGCUCGAGGGACAGAGGCAUUCGAAAGAGAAGUCCGACUUGCGGCACAGCCUCGCACAGAAAGAGAACAAGAGGUUCAGCAGUGUAGGCCCGCUACGAGGAGCUUUGGCGGAGGUCACUGAGGUUACUGCUAGACAAUAA